Paramecium pentaurelia is the source of this 837-nucleotide messenger RNA. Lineage: Eukaryota; Ciliophora; Oligohymenophorea; Peniculida; Parameciidae. The record is from the annotation of a GenBank genome assembly.
AUGAAAUUUUCAUUCUUAAAACAUAAUCUAUAGAGUCUGUUGAAUCACUCUGAAUAAUUGGAUUCACCCACUUCUAUUAUUAAGAAAUUUGGUCCAUUCCUAAUGUCAAGCUUAUUCAAUUAGUAAUUAGAGGAGAGUAAACAAGUGAUUAAAUAUAUGGAACAAAAUAUUGACUAAGCAUAAUUUAUAAGAAAUUUCUCUUAUGAGCCUGGUAUUAAAAAUUGGAGAAUAAAUUUGAAAAAAUCAUUAGAAGGAUUAGCAUGUUCUUUGAUCGUUGGCAAUCCUAAUCUUAUUAAUAAGCAUUAUGUUGAAUGUUUAUAUGAAAGCCAAAUUCCAAUUUAUGAUGCAAUCCCAUUAGCAUACACACUAGUCAUACAACAAAUAAAGAAAUGGCCUUUGGUAGAAGAAAAGGAAGUUUUAUCAAGAUUAAACUAUUUUUUGCAAACCUAAAAAUAAGAAUUUCAAAAAAUAGGUCCACACAUAUUUUAAAUGAAAUUGUUGCUGUCAGAUUUAGGGAUAUAUUAUCCUGAUGUAGCAAAUUUCUUAAAAGGUAAAGUUUUUAACUCGGAUUUGCCAUUAGAUUAUUUUGCCUCAGAUUUGAGAAUUCAAUAUUAAGACUUUUUUUUUGAGGAUGGGAAUUUAAUCGAUCUGAAAAUUGGAGAUUAAGUGUAUCUAUUUCUCUAAUCUGAAGAUUUCGAGAAUCAAACUAUGAGGACUUUUCUUUAAAGAUAUGUUAGGAUUAAACGAAUAUCUGAAUUAUACCCUAAUCUACAUGUGGUUUGGAUACAUAAUGACUUGAAGAAAGAUUAAUUAUAUAAAGUAAUUGGUGUUUGAGUU